AAAGCGCUCUGUUCAGCUCAAGCGGGAUCCUGUGUGAGUGCAGGUGGACCAGCUGCAGGGCAGGUGGCUAUCCCCACGCACACACACCAGCUGCGUGUACUGUAUGGUGGGAGGUAUGCAGCACUCUUGGGGUUAAGAAUGUGGGCUGGCCACCGUGCAGCGAGCUGUCAGCAAGGCGAUCCUGAGCCUGUGCCGGCGAGCUGUUUAAAGGGGCUGUGAGUGAGCGAGAGCACACUGCUGCAAGAGUGAGAGAGCGAGAGCAGGAGAGAGAGAACUCACACACACACCGGGGAGCUCCGGGAUUACUGGAGAGAGGUUAAAUGACAGACGAGAGGAGACGGGGGAAAACAAGACCGGCAGCAAAACCAGAGCAGCAAGACCAAAAGGGACAGGAAUCGGAACACAGCCUUCCUCUCCCUCUCCGCUUGCCCCUUCCUCUCAGCUCCCCGCCUUGUCUGGCUUCCACUUGAAGUGCCUGGAAGGCGCAGCAGGAAUUUCCCGGAGUCCUGGGAGGAGGAGGAGGAGGAGCGGGGGGUAACAACUGGGGAGGGCAGGGUGGGGGGUGAUUCUCCGUGGAUGAACAGACGCAGCCGAGGCAACAAGACCCAUGAGCCUGGACUCCGCACAGGCCAGCGGCCGGCAGAGGAGAGGGGGCAACUCUGCCAAUGGAGAGGGUAGGCCCCACUGGGAGGACACCAAGGCUUUCUACGACAAGCUGACCCCCACCAAGAAACCCAAAACGCCAAAGCCGCAGAAUGCCAUCACCAUCGCCGUGUCUUCGCGGGCGCUCUUCCGCGUGGAGGAGGAGCAGAAGAUCUACGAGCAGAGGGGCGUGGAGGAGUACGUCCGCUACCAGCUGGACCACGAGAACGAGCCCUUCGAACCCGGGGCCGCCUUCCCCUUCGUCAAGGCUCUGGAGGCCGUGAACAGCCGGCUGCGGGAGCUGUACCCGGACAGCGAGGAGCUCUUCGACAUCGUCCUGAUGACCAACAACCACGCGCAGGUGGGAGUGAGGCUCAUCAACACCAUCAACCACUACAACCUGUCCAUCGAGCGCUUCUGUAUGACGGGAGGGAAGAGCCCCAUCGGCUACCUGAAGGCCUACCACACGAACCUCUACCUGUCCUCGGACUCCGAGAAGGUGCAGGAGGCGCUGGAGGAAGGCAUCGCCGCGGCCACCAUGUUCAGCCCGGACAAGGCCGUGGAGGUGUCGGACUCGCAGCUGCGCGUCGCCUUCGACGGGGACGCGGUGCUGUUCUCGGACGAGUCGGAGCAGAUCGUCAAAGCGCACGGGCUGGACAAGUUCUUCGAGCACGAGAAGGCGCACGAGAACAACCCCCUGGCGCACGGUCCCCUCAAGUGCUUCCUGGAGUCCCUGGGCCGGCUGCAGAAGAAGUUCUACGCCAAGGGGCAGCGCCUGGAGUGCCCCAUCCGCACGUACCUGGUGACGGCGCGCAGCGCGGCCAGCUCGGGCGCGCGGGCGCUGAAGACCCUGCGCAGCUGGGGGCUGGAGACGGACGAGGCGCUCUUCCUGGCGGGGGCCCCCAAGGGCCCGCUGCUGGAGAAGAUCCGCCCGCACAUCUUCUUCGACGACCAGAUGUUCCACGUGGAGGGCGCGACCGAGAGUGGCACCAUCGCGGCCCACGUGCCCUACGGCGUGGCGCAGAAGCACAGGCGGCCCCCCGAGAACAAAGAGGCAGCCAAGUAGCCCCGCUGGCGGGCCGUGCGAACAGCCCCACCCUGUCCCCGUCAUCGGUGAGACGGGGUUGGGGUGAGUGAACCCCCGUUUCUGAAAACAAACUUCUCAGCAAAGCAAAGCUCAAAAGAAAAAACAGCGUGGUUUAAAACACACCUCACACCAGAGGGAUGUGGUUGGUGGUUUACCAAGAGACCACAGCGUACUGAAAUAGGAUCUAUUUUUUGCAGUUUGGUGCUUGUGAGACAGUUACUUCUUUUUACAUUGUUAGAUGUGUACACAUUUAGGACAGUGCAUCAGGUAGGGCAGCUUUCAUAAAGACAUCUUCUGCCUUAAGUGAGACAGCUCUGAAACAGCCACUGCCCUGGGAUCACUGCGGCAUGAGGCUUAGCCACCUGCGGUGAACACUUGCUCAGUAAUCGUAUUUCAGACGGGCUGCAUUUUAAAAACAGAACGCUGAAGGGAGUGGUGGGGCAGAGUAUAACUGAGACCUGUCGAGGUAUAAAGCUGGUCUUGAGUCCUGACCCCCUGCAGAGGAGCAGGGUGCUGCAGCCACACACAAGGGUCCGCUCAGGUCUCACCCCUGCUUUCAUCAUGUUCGCUUCAAACAAGUAUUCGCCAGAGUCUAGAGCAGCUAGAGAACACGGCCAUGUCGGAAUAUUGCACCUUUUACCGCUGGGGGCAGUGCUUUCUUCUUUAAAUCCCCACCCUGAGAGAGAGAUUGUUUAAAAACCUUGAAGGGCAAAUCCCUGUAUCCUCCAGGGGGGAAUGCUCUGAAGGGGAACGCCGCUGCUCAGAGCAGUUUGAGCAGCAGGCUGUCCUGUGACCUCCGGACCAGACUCCCACCAGCUGACUGCUGCAAACAGGCCUCAGUCAUGAUGACGCUGCAGCCUCUUAGUGUAUCUUGGCCAUUUUACUUUAACAAUACCAUAAAACCUCACCAUCGAUAUUUUUUUAUUUAUAAACAUUUUAAUGUUUGAUAAUUAAUUUUGGAUUUUGGGGUGCAAUACAGUGUUGAAAAGCUUUUCACCUGAGGCUUGGAGAACAGAGAGGCGAAACAGAGGACAGAACUAUGCUAGGCUUUUAUCUUUUUUCAAAAAGAUUGCUGCUUAAACUCCUCGGAUUGCUAGCAAUGGGAAAGCAGCUGUCUCCAUGCUGUUGGGGUGACUCUCCUAGUUAAUCCUGAGAGAAAACUCCAAGAACAUAGUGAAUUGUUUUCAGUGGUUUUAAAGUCUAAAGCUAACGGACUUUGUGCCUGAAGAUUCUGAAUAUCCAAUAAUUGGUAUUAAUAAUGUUCAGCAGAAAAGAGCUUGUUGACUUUUAAGGGUAAAUGAAUGCUCAGCUCUGGCUGACUAGCAAUAGCAUGUCCUGAACUUCAAGGAAACACAGGUGCUGACGUUCCGGCCGAGUACUUUUGAAUGUCUCCCUCUUCUGGCGAAAAGUGAUAAAGCACCCCGGUUUGCGCUGUUUCACAGGCGAGCGGUGACAUUUGAGCCCCACCCUACAAAGCACGUUAAUCGCUACAUUCAGUGGCGUAAAUUUCUAAAAGUCUCAGCGAAGGCGUUAACUUUAUAUGCAUACGGGAUCCUGAUUUCACAGUUUUUUAGAAUGUGAAUGCUUGCUGUGUCUUAACUGCGUCAAAGUAUCUACAUAUAAUUCAAGUCAUAUCGACAUUUGACAACAGCCAUUCUUCUUGUUGUUGUAAGACAACACAGCCCCCAGAAAUAAGGGAAUACUCAUUCCUUGUUCAUAAAAUAAAAAAGGCUGCUGAAUAUGAACAGAUUUUUAGAUUAUUUUUAUUUUAGAAAGACCGUUAGAAAGAUUUGUGUAUCUUUGGUUUCAAAAAACGUAAACAUAACGACUUAGUUUAAUAUUUAACACUUUUUUAACUGCCCUUGUUCCUUAAAUUGUCUGAGAUGAGAUUACAAUUUCUUUUAAAAAAACAUUAAUGCAUUUUGUUCUUUGAGCAGCAAUUCAAAACUGUUCUUUUAUGUAAAGAAACUCAAUUUCCCAAAAACCUCCACGGUGCGCUUCCUCAACAUGCAAUAGAGGGAGCUGGGAAAUGCAGUUUUUUUUAAGCAGGCUGGGCGCUCAAUUUUGAGUUCUGCACUGUAACCAAAGAUAAGUUAAAUCAGGCAAGACGUUUAUCUGUAGGCUUGAGGCUUUUAUCACCUGAUAGUUAAGUAUAAAAGCACUUUAAUAAAACUAUAUAAUAUAAAAUAAACAUUCUUUAUAUAGAUUCUAACUGGACUGGCAUCCUGUCUUGGUUGUAGAACUAGCUUGGGUCCUCCGCCUGGCAAUUUGAGCUCCAGCUCAUCAUCAUUUUCUAAAUUAAGAAUUGUGCGGUUACUGAAAACAGAUGGGUGGAAUGGAGAUCACGUCCACUGCUCUCAGAAAGACAGAGCUCUACAAAUGUAUUGGCUGUAACAAGGCAUGAGCGGAGGGCCUCUAACAUUCACUGUUUCUCUCCAGUGUUAUCUUAGAAACUGAAACACGGACCGCAAAUCUUCCAAACCAGGAUCUUCUCAUGUUCGCAAGACUCUGGGUCUCACGUCAAGUUCUGUGCAAAGCACUGACCGUUCAAUGGUUUCUUGUUAAUGGUUCUAAGCUUUUGUUUUGGAGGAUUGCCUUUGAAAAACUCUAAACUGCACUUACACAUCUCUAAAUUAAUAAAUACAUCGCAAAAUUAGUCCACUGUCUGAGAUUUUAAAAACAUUUCUAAUGAAACUCCUGGUGUAUCAGUUGUAGUUGAGAGGGACACUGUGAUUGUAUACUUGUACGCUGUCCGUGUCUUGUCUAUUUAUACACUAGAUAUGAGGAAUGGCUUCAGGCCUUGGCAGGAACACCAAUAAGCCACAUGACUCCCUGUUCUCCUGUUCUGUUCUUCUCACUUAAUGUCUUCUCUGUGUUUGCAAAUAAUAGCUGUGUGUCUAGUUGUGUUUCGUAAUGUACUUUGUUUACUUAGAAGACGAGCAACUACUUUGAGCACUGUGUCAGCAUAUCAUUUUCUUAGCAUGCAGAAGGGACAAGGGACUGUGUGAUAAUAAAUAUUGGAAAGAGGUGCACUGUG
Messenger RNA from Lepisosteus oculatus (spotted gar), 4766 nucleotides. Its product is annotated as cytosolic 5'-nucleotidase 1A. Lineage: Eukaryota; Metazoa; Chordata; Actinopteri; Semionotiformes; Lepisosteidae. Gene Ontology annotation, molecular function: 5'-nucleotidase activity; magnesium ion binding; nucleotide binding. Gene Ontology annotation, biological process: nucleotide metabolic process; adenosine metabolic process. Gene Ontology annotation, cellular component: cytosol; cytoplasm. The record is from RefSeq and is a predicted model, not a curated record.